Messenger RNA from Erinaceus europaeus (western European hedgehog), 4132 nucleotides. RefSeq names its product syntaxin binding protein 5L (gene STXBP5L). The transcript has 22 exons. Gene Ontology annotation, cellular component: cytoplasm; SNARE complex; plasma membrane. Lineage: Eukaryota; Metazoa; Chordata; Mammalia; Eulipotyphla; Erinaceidae. Gene Ontology annotation, molecular function: GTPase activator activity; syntaxin binding; myosin II binding. Gene Ontology annotation, biological process: regulation of exocytosis; regulation of protein secretion. The coding region runs from base 144 to 2999 and encodes 951 amino acids. The record is from RefSeq and is a predicted model, not a curated record.
AUUCCUGUGUUUUCCAGCUGCUAAUAGGUUAUGAAAAUGGUACUGUAGUAUUCUGGGACUUGAAAUCAAAAAGAGCUGAACUGAGAGUUUAUUAUGAUGAGGCUAUUCAUUCAGUUGAUUGGCAUCAUGAGGGAAAACAAUUCAUGUGCAGUCAUUCAGAUGGUAGCUUGACUUUAUGGAACCUAAAAAGCCCAAGUCGUCCAUUCCAGACCACAAUUCCACAUGGAAAAAGUCAAAGAGAAGGAAAAAAAUCUGAAUCUUGUAAACCAAUACUUAAAGUAGAAUACAAGACUUGUAGAAACAGUGAGCCAUUCAUAAUAUUUUCCGGUGGACUAUCCUAUGACAAAGCUUGCCGAAGACCAAGUUUAACUAUCAUGCAUGGAAAAGCAAUUACAGUACUUGAAAUGGAUCAUCCUAUUGUUGAAUUUCUCACUUUAUGUGAAACACCCUAUCCAAAUGAAUUUCAAGAACCCUAUGCUGUUGUUGUUCUUAUGGAGAAAGAUCUUAUAGUAGUUGAUUUAACACAAAGCAAUUUUCCAAUCUUUGAAAAUCCAUAUCCCAUGGACAUUCAUGAAUCACCAGUUACAUGUACUGCAUAUUUUGCUGAUUGCCCACCAGAUCUCAUUCUAGUCCUCUACUCUAUAGGAGUCAAGCAUAAAAAACAAGGAUACAGUAACAAGGAGUGGCCAAUCAGUGGAGGCGCUUGGAACUUGGGAGCACAAACAUAUCCAGAAAUUAUUAUUACUGGUCAUGCAGAUGGAUCAAUAAAAUUUUGGGAUGCUUCUGCAAUAACUCUGCAGAUGCUGUACAAGCUAAAAACUUCAAAAGUGUUUGAAAAACAGAAGGUAGGAGAAGGAAAACAGACACUUGAAAUUGUAGAAGAAGAUCCAUAUGCCAUUCAGAUGAUCUACUGGUGUCCAGAGAGCAGAAUAUUCUGUGUAUCAGGAGUAUCCGCAUAUGUCAUAAUUUACAAAUUCAGCAGACAUGAAAUUACAACAGAAAUAGUGUCAUUAGAGGUACGACUUCAGUAUGACAUUGAGGACAUUAUUACCCCGGAAACAGAAACAAGUCCCGCAUUUCCAGAUCUCUCAUCUCAGCUUCCUUCAAGAAGUCUUUCUGGGAGCACUAACACUGUGGCUAGUGAAGGAGUUACAAAGGACAGUAUUCCAUGCCUCAAUGUGAAGACUCGACCUGUGCGGAUGCCUCCAGGCUAUCAAGCAGAACUUGUUAUUCAGCUGGUAUGGGCAGAUGGUGAACCUCCACAGCAGAUUACUAGUCUUGCUGUAAGCUCUGCAUAUGGAAUAGUUGCAUUUGGGAACUGCAAUGGGUUGGCUGUGGUGGAUUUCAUUCAGAAGACAGUACUAUUAAGCAUGGGGACCAUUGACCUAUAUAGAUCGAGUGAACUUUACCAGCGACAACCACGGUCUCCUCGAAAAAACAAGCAGUUCAUUGCAGACAACUUUUGCAUGCGUGGCCUGUCUAACUUUUAUCCUGAUUUAACGAAACGGAUCCGUACUUCCUAUCAGAGUUUAACUGAGCUGAAUGACAAUCCAGUCCCCCUUGAACUUGAGCGCUGCAAGUCUCCCACUUCAGGACUUGCUACCAGAACUCCUGAGGGUGCACCAGGCUUUUAUAGGAAUGAAAUAUCAGCUGUGAGACAGAGGAAUCAAGUACAUCAUUUGCCAGAUCAUGUAAAUGGACACUGUACAAGUCCCACUUCUCAGAGCUGCGGUUCUGGAAAACGUCUUUCUAGUGCUGAUGUUUCCAAAGUAAAUCGCUGGGGUCCUGGUAGACCACCAUUCCGAAAAGCACAGUCUGCUGCUUGCAUGGAAAUUUCAUUACCAGUCACAACAGAAGAAAGCCGUGAAAAUUCCUAUAAUCGUUCUAGAAGCUCUAGCAUUUCCAGUAUUGACAAAGAUUCUAAAGAAGCAAUUACAGCACUGUACUUCAUGGAGUCCUUUGCUCGAAAAAAUGACUCUACUAUCUCCCCUUGUUUAUUUGUUGGAACCAGUCUGGGAAUGGUGUUAAUCAUCUCCCUAAACCUGCCUUCAACAGAUGAACAACGAUUUACAGAACCAGUCAUGGUAUUGCCAAGUGGUACAUUCCUCUCACUGAAAGGAGCUGUGCUAACAUUCUCCUGUAUGGACCGAACUGGUGGGUUAAUGCAACCACCGUAUGAAGUUUGGAGGGACCCAAACAACAUAGAUGAAAAUGAAAAAUCCUGGAGGAGGAAACUGGUCAUGAACUCUUCCUCUCCGUCUCAAGAAACAGGAGAUCAUCAGUAUACAAUAAUCUGUUCAGAAAAACAAGCUAAAGUCUUCUCACUGCCUUCUCAGACUUGCCUUUAUGUUCAUAACAUCACUGAGACAUCUUUUAUACUGCAAGCAAAUGUGGUGGUCAUGUGUAACAGUGCCUGCUUGGCAUGUUUUUGUGCCAAUGGACAUAUCAUGAUAAUGAGUCUACCUAGCCUUCGCCCAAUGUUGGAUGUUAAUUACUUGCCUUUGACAGACAUGAGGAUAGCACGUACAUUUUGUUUUACCAACGAAGGACAGGCAUUAUACCUUGUCUCUCCUACAGAAAUCCAACGGUUAACAUACAGCCAAGAGAUGUGUGAUAACCUACAGGACAUGCUAGGAGAAUUGUUUACCCCAAUAGAGACACCAGAAGCUCAAAACAGAGGCUUUCUCAAGGGACUGUUUGGUGGAAGUGGGCAAACAUUUGACAGAGAAGAACUCUUUGGGGAAGCAUCUGCAGGAAAAGCAUCACGCAGCCUUGCACAGCACAUUCCUGGACCAGGUGGGAUAGAAGGGAUGAAAGGCGCUACUGGAGGGGUAAUGGGAGAGCUGACUCGAGCACGGAUUGCACUUGAUGAGAGAGGACAGAGGCUCGGAGAGCUGGAAGAGAAAACUGCAGGCAUGAUGACCAGUGCAGAGGCAUUCUCCAAGCACGCACAUGAGUUAAUGCUGAAAUAUAAGGAUAAGAAAUGGUACCAAUUCUAAACUUCAAAGGAAGCUGUGACUAAUUUGAGAUAUCAUUCAGGGAAACCAAAUUUAUUCCCAGCAUCACUUUUCAACUACUAGAAAUCAGUUUCUUCUACAAAAUGUUCCAUUGCCAUCCAUCUGAAGUUAUCAUAAGGGAGAUUUAUCAGAGACACUAUAAACCCAAAGGUGGGACCCUGGUUACAGUCCCAACAUAUGGUUGUCUUUUCCUUUUCCCACUUGGAAUGGAGCUGUCAUCUUGGCAUGUCACUUGCUAAGGAUUUACAUUUAGGAACUACGGAGAGUCCUGAUUUGAAAAAAUUCUGUACAAACAAAAGCAUCAGUGCACAUAAUGAAAACAAAAUCUUUGCAUGAUAAAUUAACAUCUUAAAAGGAAAAGAAAAAAAAAGCAUGUUGUGAUGGAAGAAAAAAAGAUCUAUGGUAAACUAUUUUUUAUAAAUUGGGCCAUACCUGAUAAUUUAAAAUAUCUGAACUUGAAGAUAUCAUUACAUUUCAAGUAUAUUUGUUAACCCAACUGAAAAGCAAAACCAAAACAAAACAGCAAAAAAGAAAACAAAACAAAAGCAGAGUUUUCUUCUCACUUGUAACUUUCAUUAUACUAGGACACCGUUGAUUUCUUAUGGUAAGAGUUCAAUUAAUGUUCUUCUCGCUCCAUAAUAUCUUACAUCAUUCACAAUUACAUAUUCAGACAUUGCCAGUGUAGUAAAUUAUUCCUAUACAACUGUUAUUUCUGUCACCUUAAGAAAAGGUUGCUACUUUAAGUCAUAAAUCAUGUAGCAUUUUUUAGCCUGGCUUGUAUUCUGCAGGGGAGUUGUAGGUAGGUUUAGGGCAACUGACUAUAGGAACAAUGAAGUUAGCCUUGCAAACUAAUCUCACACACUCUGGUUUCAUUUUCUAAAGUAACAUAUUUUUAAUGCUCCAUUUGUAUCUUUGUCCUCCAACUACACAGUAUAUUACUGUUCAAACCAGUGGGGUCUUCAAUCCAAAGGUGCUCUUGCAGCCUGAAACAGACUAAACUGGUCAUUCUCUUUAAUAUGAUUCAGUAAAAUCUCAGUUAAUGUUUUGGGAUAGGGAUCCUGAUUUAUCACAUUUCUGAUUAAAAGGGCUUUCAUUAAAAGAUACUUUUGGUUCAA